Molecule: messenger RNA, 1422 nt
Organism: Lichtheimia ornata
Lineage: Eukaryota; Fungi; Mucoromycota; Mucoromycetes; Mucorales; Lichtheimiaceae
Exons: 2
Coding region: 1-1422 (473 amino acids)
Biological process (GO): tRNA processing
Molecular function (GO): flavin adenine dinucleotide binding; tRNA dihydrouridine synthase activity
Source: RefSeq, a predicted model, not a curated record
AUGCAACGUUUGUUUUCUUGCUUUCACUCAUUGUCUCGUCUCCCACUUCGAUCCAUCAGGGCCACCAUGUCUGACACUGCUGCUGCUGCUGCUGUUGCCACCACCACCACCAACAACAACAACACUACCACCACCACCACCGAAACAACAACAACAACAACAACAGCAACAUUGCCACCCAAAUUGGAAGGUUAUGAGUUUUUCAAAAAGACGCUUGGCUCUCCUCGAUUCAUUUUGGCUCCCAUGGUCGAUGCUUCGGAACAGGCUUGGCGUAUCUUGACUCGGCGUUAUGGUGCACAUGCAUGCUAUACUCCCAUGUUCCAUGCACGCUUGUUUAGCGAUCCCCAGCAAGGACACAAGUAUCGAGCUGAUCAGUGGUCUACCGACGAGAACGACAGGCCCACCAUUGUACAGUUUUGUGCCAAUGAUCCUGAUAUCUUGUUGCGUGCUGCCAAGCUAGUGGAGCAUGAAUGCGAUGCUGUCGAUCUCAACCUUGGAUGUCCUCAACAUAUCGCCAAACGUGGUUUCUAUGGCUCUUAUUUGCAGGAUGAAUGGGAAUUGAUUGAAAAGAUGGUGUCGACAUUGCAUCGUGAACUUGCUAUCCCUGUCACUGUCAAGAUCCGGGUAUUCACCGACGUGGAAAAGACCAUUCGAUAUGCAAAGAUGAUUGAAAAGGCGGGUGCUCAAUUGUUGACGGUGCAUGGUCGUUUGCGUGAACAAAAGGGUCAUCAUACUGGACUUGCCGAUUGGGACAAGAUCAAAGCAGUCAAACAAGCACUCAAGAUCCCAGUGAUUGCUAAUGGCAAUAUUCUCUACUAUGACGAUGUCCAACGUUGCAUUGAUUACACGGGUGUCGAUGGUGUCAUGACAGCUGAAGGUGCUCUUUACAACCCCGCCAUUUUCAUGGAUCGCAAGAUGCCUCCUUGUACUUGGGAGAUGGCAAAGGAAUACCUGGAAAUUGUGCGUGAUUAUACCCCAAAGUUGCGACAUGGUAUCAUCAAGGGCCACUUGUUCAAGGUUAUGCAUCCAAGCUUGCCUCAUCACAAGGAUCUACGUGAACGUCUUGGAAAAGCAAGCACUUGGCAGGAAUCAUACGAUGUCGUGCUUCAGCUAAGGGAUCGACUUGAAGAAGAUCGCAAGAGAAUUGGUGAAGAACACUUGAGUGGUCAACCGGACGAGAAGGGUAUUCGUCAAUAUGGUCAUUGGCGUUGUCAGCCGAAUAUCCGUCCUCCUCUUCCUGAAGGAUACGGCAAAAAGAAGGACAAAAAGAACAAGAAUCAAGAGGAAGACAAGGAGAACAAUGAAAAGAAGCGGGACAAUGAGGACUCUGCUGAGCAGUCCAACAAGGAAGGUACUACCAAAAAGGCCAAGGUGGAAGAAGAAGGAUCCAACAAUGACAAUCAAGCACCCACAGUGGCAUAA